AUGGCAAGGAAUUAUCUUGCUAUUUCAGCAUCUAGCAUCCCAGUUGAAAGGAUUUUCUCUGGUGGUACUGGUUUAAUUACAUCAACUAGAUGCAGGGUCUGCAAUUUACGAGAUAUUGGAGCAGUAAAAAUGGGAAAAGAAAAAGCUUACAGUUUAAAGGAAAUUGAGACUAACUUUACAGAUCUAAAAUCGACACUUGCGACGUACACGAACGCAUUAUUUAACCAAUUAGCUAUAGAAACCAGCUCGUUGGAUAAUGCCUAUCUCUUCCCAUCAGCGGUAGAAAAAAUAUGUGAAGAAUUUAUAUUAAGUUUUGUCAAAGAUAUCCUCAAUUCUCUGAGAUAUUCGUGGAAUAACUCGGCUUUUGGCUCUGAGUUCGUGGGAAUGCUUAAUGAGGGUACAUAUGUAACAAAUUUUAUAGUUCCUGCAAUUAGGGCCUCGCUAAAAAACAUCCCUUUAGCAAGUCUUCAUUUAUUAGCAC
Entrophospora candida is the source of this 481-nucleotide messenger RNA. The record is from the annotation of a GenBank genome assembly. Lineage: Eukaryota; Fungi; Glomeromycota; Glomeromycetes; Entrophosporales; Entrophosporaceae.